Messenger RNA from Telopea speciosissima, 1287 nucleotides. RefSeq names its product metal tolerance protein 4-like. The record is from RefSeq and is a predicted model, not a curated record. Gene Ontology annotation, molecular function: manganese ion transmembrane transporter activity. The transcript has 7 exons. Gene Ontology annotation, biological process: transmembrane transport; monoatomic cation transport. Gene Ontology annotation, cellular component: membrane. Lineage: Eukaryota; Viridiplantae; Streptophyta; Magnoliopsida; Proteales; Proteaceae. The coding region runs from base 4 to 1224 and encodes 406 amino acids.
AGGAUGGAGGAGAUUUCAGAUCCCCAAACACCACUGUUGGAGGAGGGGCGAAAGCCUAACAGCAAGCGCCGAAGCUUGAGUCGUGGGUACUCAGUGAACUCUCUGCUAAGCGAUUUCACUUCGAAAUUGCCUGAAAAGGUCAGAGCUGGGUUAGAUCCUGAAGACCCUUUUCAUAUUGAUUUAUCCAAAGCCAGAACCUUAAACAAAGGGGAAAUUGAGUACUAUGAAAAACAAUUUGCGACACUGAAGACUUUUCAGGAAGUUGACUCUGUAGAAAUGGCUAGCAGCAUUGAUGAGGUUGAAGAUUCUGAAGAACAAGCCCAACAUGAAAAAGCAAUGAAGAUAUCCAAUUACGCAAACAUUUUUCUGCUGGCAUUGAAGAUCUAUGCCACUAUAAAGAGUGGUUCCUUAGCUAUUGCUGCUUCUACACUUGACUCUCUGCUGGAUCUCAUGGCUGGUGGUAUUCUUUGGUUCACACACUUGUCAAUGAAAAAGAUAAAUAUCUACAAAUAUCCUAUCGGAAAGUUGAGGGUGCAACCGGUGGGCAUUAUCAUUUUUGCAGCUGUCAUGGCUACUUUAGGCUUUCAAGUAUUCAUCCAGGCUGUGGAACAACUGAUUGAAGAUGAACCUUCAGAAAAGAUGGACUCAGAACAAUUAGCAUGGUUGUAUGGAAUUAUGCUGUCUGCUACUGUAAUAAAACUUGCUCUCUGGAUUUACUGCAGAAGCUCAGGAAAUGGGAUUGUUCGUGCCUAUGCAGAGGAUCACUAUUUCGAUGUUGUAACAAACAUAGUUGGGUUAGUUGCGGCUGUUCUUGGUGAUAAAUUCUACUGGUGGAUUGACCCUGUUGGUGCAAUUAUUCUUGCCUUCUAUACGAUUUACAACUGGUCUAAGACUGUUUUGCAAAAUGCAGUCUCUCUAGUGGGGCAGUCGGCCCCUCCGGAGUUUUUGCAGAAAUUGACAUACCUGAUCAUAAGGUACAAUCCUCAAAUCAAGCACGUUGACACAGUCCGGGCAUACACUUUCGGUGUUCUUUAUUUUGUGGAGGUUGAUGUUGAACUUCCUGAAGAUUUGCCAUUGAAAGAAGCCCAUGCAAUUGGAGAGUCAUUGCAGGUAAAGAUUGAGAAACUCCCUGAAGUUGAACGAGCAUUUGUUCAUCUCGAUUUUGAAUGCCAACACAAACCAGAGCACUCUAUCCUUAGCAAGUUGCCUAACAGUCAGCCUUGAAUUUGAAUUUGAAAGACCAACAUAAACACACAAGUAUAUGCCACCCUGUGUAUGUAUUUGUGU